Arvicanthis niloticus (Nile rat) is the source of this 5378-nucleotide messenger RNA. RefSeq names its product 1-acylglycerol-3-phosphate O-acyltransferase 3 (gene Agpat3). Gene Ontology annotation, cellular component: endomembrane system; endoplasmic reticulum. Lineage: Eukaryota; Metazoa; Chordata; Mammalia; Rodentia; Muridae. Gene Ontology annotation, molecular function: 1-acylglycerol-3-phosphate O-acyltransferase activity. The record is from RefSeq and is a predicted model, not a curated record.
CCCAGACAACAGGCUGCCUGUGACCUGCUUCAACACGUCCUCUGUCACUAGGUAGUCUGGGAAGGCUCUGCCCAGCACAGUUCUCAGGACAGUCUGCCUCCCCUUUUCCAGUAGUCUCAGUGCCAUCCUGACGUGGGCAGUCAGGCCCAGUCACAUCUUGAGCCUGCUCCCUGAUCUGCCAGGGACCUACACUCACAGCCAGGCUCCUCCUCACCGCCUCUAAGAGGCUCUGGAGACAGAGGGUAGCGAUGUUGGCCAGCUGUUCAACCUGCCUCUUCUCUGGGGUCUGCGUCGCCCUGCUGGCCGUGGCCCUGUCUUAUUACUUCUACUGGACGGCUGUUCUCAGUGAAGGACCGUGCGGCCGCCCCUGAGCAGCGACCAUGGGCCUGCUUGCCUACCUGAAGACCCAGUUCGUGGUGCACCUGCUCAUUGGCUUCGUCUUCGUGGUGAGUGGGUUGAUUAUCAACUUCACCCAGCUGUGCACACUGGCUCUCUGGCCCAUCAGCAAGCACCUGUACCGCCGCAUCAACUGCCGCCUGUCCUACUCGCUCUGGAGCCAGCUGGUCAUGCUCCUGGAGUGGUGGUCCUGCACGGAGUGCACUCUCUUCACCGAUCAGGCCACCGUGGACCACUUUGGGAAGGAGCACGUGGUUGUUAUCCUCAACCACAACUUCGAGAUCGACUUCCUUUGUGGGUGGACCAUGUGCGAGCGGUUUGGCGUGCUGGGGAGCUCCAAGGUGCUGGCUAAGAGGGAGCUGCUGUAUGUGCCACUCAUCGGCUGGACGUGGUACUUCCUAGAGAUCGUAUUCUGCAAACGGAAGUGGGAAGAAGAUCGGGACACUGUCAUAGAGGGACUGAAGCGCUUGGCUAACUACCCAGAAUACAUGUGGUUUCUCCUGUACUGCGAAGGAACACGCUUCACAGAGACCAAGCAUCGCAUCAGCAUGGAGGUGGCUGCCUCCAAGGGGCUGCCCCCACUCAAGUACCAUCUGCUGCCCCGGACCAAGGGUUUUACCACUGCAGUCCAGUGCCUCCGGGGGACAGUUGCAGCUAUCUAUGACGUGACCCUGAACUUCAGAGGGAACAAGAACCCAUCUCUACUGGGGAUCUUGUAUGGAAAGAAAUAUGAGGCAGACAUGUGCGUGAGGAGGUUCCCCCUGGAAGACAUCCCAGCAGAUGAGACCGGCGCGGCCCAGUGGCUUCACAAGCUGUACCAGGAGAAGGAUGCCCUGCAAGAGAUGUACAAGCAGACCGGUGUAUUCCCAGGGGAGCAGAUCAAGCCUGCCCGAAGGCCGUGGACCCUCCUGAACUUCCUGUGCUGGGCCACCAUCCUCCUCUCUCCCCUCUUCAGCUUCGUCCUGGGCGUCUUUGCCAGUGGAUCCCCGCUCCUCAUUCUGACGUUCUUGGGGUUUGUGGGAGCAGCUUCCUUUGGAGUCCGGAGACUGAUAGGAGUGACUGAGAUAGAGAAAGGCUCCAGCUACGGCAACCAAGAGCUUAAGAAAAAGGAGUAAUUAAUGCUGUGAUUGAACACCCAUAACCUGACGCGGUAUCCAAUUAACUCAAUUAAAAACAGAACACCCAAGAGCGAGGGAAAGAGACACUUAGAGACUAUUUUUCUUAUUAACUGGUGACUAAUAUUAACAAAACUUGAGCCAAGAGCAAAGAACUCGGCCUGCCAGGUGAAGACGGUCGGCCAGCACUGGCAGGGUCCCAUCGGCCCUCUGCAGGGACAGAGGCUGGCUUGGGGGAGGUGGUGGGCCCAAGGGGCUCCCCCAGAACUCCGCCUCCAAGAGGCAGCCGUGGCUGCUCUCCCAUCUUAAACUUAGAAUGAGGCUUUGGUUUCUUAUCAGUUAUUUGGGGAAGGUAACCUGGCCCCAACCAUGUGUCCUGCACCCCAGAAUACUGGUUCUCCUUGGGUGCCGCUGCCUCAUGGGGGCAGGUCAGCUGGACCCUUUUCCUACAGCACUCAUUUGUCCUGCCCUGCUUGGCACCUUAGCUUCCAGCCCCAGGGGAGGGAGGAAGUCUUCUUAAAGAUAAGCACACAGUGAAUGUGGAUCUGGUCCCUUUGUCCCUUCCUUGCCCCAGGGGCUGAAGACCACACCUCCGUCCUCUGCAGGUGCUGUUGGCACCUCCUCGCUGGGGGCUGUGUCUAAGCACCUUAAGUCUCUUAAAAGUGAACGCCAGAGAACUCUGCAGAAUGUGGAACCCUCGAGUUCAUACAGCGCCUCCGUCCAGCUCUGUUGUCUCUCUUCCUCUGUCGCCAGCAGGCUGCCAUCCUGCACAGGGCCAGAUGGGAAGACCACACUCGGGCCCCACACCUCAGAGCUGUGGUGUCUGGGGGGCUCCAGCCUAUGAGACUCCCCUGGGACACUCUUCAGGGGGCAGUGUCACCAUCAGGCCUCUCUGUUCUCAGUCAGACACCUUUAGUGCUCGUUAGCGUUAGAGUCUCUUUUUACAGGUGUUGGUGUGUGGCUGGCUCGCAGCUUGUCCCUGUCCUCCUCCUAUUCAGCCUCUAUUCAGGCUGGUGUCAUGGCUGCCGGACCGUCCCCUCCAUUAUCCCUUACCACCUCAGUGACAUAUACUGUCCUGGCAGAGAACAGGGGCCUCAGCCUGUACUUGGUGCCUUGCCAGGGUCCCUUUGCUGGCCCUGGAGGCCCAGUUCCUUCUCGCUCAGCAUAGGAAGGACCUGCCUGGUUUCUGGGAGACCUAGGUCCUCGGGAAAUACUGUCAUAUGCUUUUACCUUCUGUCUGGAACUGGCUCUUUUAAAGUCAUUUUAUGUUUUCUAACAAGGAAAAAUUGGGUUGGUUUUUUUUUUUUUCAACCAGAGUUCAUAGUAAAGUCAGAGAAGAUUUAUGGGGUACACUGGAAGAAGAGGCCUGGAGAAGCCUGAGGGUAGACCUGGGCCUGACUGCAUGGCCCCAAGUGCUGGGGACCUUGUAAGGCAGCAUGCCCGAUUCACAGAAGAUGCUACCCGCCUCUACAGUCCAUGCACAAUGGAGCGGCUGCUCCUGUUGCUCUUGGGUAACAGCAACACACAUGGCUGCUUGUGAGGGUGAAAGGUUGAUUCAAGCUAACUGAGACACUGAAUCUCUUCCCCUCCAGCCAAAAGCUUGCACGUCCUGGCCUCUGUCAACUACGAGCCAUCUCGGGCGCUCCGGAGGGUCAGUCCCCUCCCUGGUGGGAUUUUCUUUCUGUCUGCUUGGGCUCGCUGUCUUCCCCCACUCACCGUCCCCUCACAAAUCGGAAAGAAAGAGGCCGAUGAGCCCUGCCAUGCAUGCACCUGGCCCCAGGAAAGCAACCUCAGAGCCUUCAAUACUUCACUAAUGCCUCUGGUUUCCCACGGAAGCCCUGAGCCUUUGGAGUCAGCUGACUGUUGAGUCUGUGAAUGACCGAGGAGUCCAGACUGCAGGCUCUGCCCUCCUAGGCCUUCCCCCCCUCAUCAUCCAAUGCAGCGCUUCUGAGAGCAAUAAAAACUCCACUGGGAAUGUGGGUGUGGGCUUUUUGGGGGGUGGGGUGGGGUCAGAUUUGGCUUUUCAUCUGCUUCAGAAAGAAAGGGGGGAGGAGAGCCCCUUCGAUUUUUUUCUAUUAAAUUAAUAAAUCUCAGAAUAAUGCUUUUCUCUUUUUCCUUCAACACCCUACUACUGAUAGGCAUGGCAGACGUCAUGCCCAGAUUCAGACAGAAGUGUCUGCUGAAGCAGUUGGCUAGUCUUCAGGGAGCCCAUGCUGAAAGCAGCAGGCUCAGGAGCCAGAGGCAUUCUGGAACUGGAGUGGUUGGUGGCCUCGGGAGGGAGAGCCUGGACUGCUAGGCUGGCUCGGCUUCAGGUUCCCCAUCAGAGGAGCCACCACAAGGUCAGCCCAGACUGGGAUAUGGACUCCUCCCCACUCAGGGUCAAGAGCCAGAUACAUGAGGGCUCCUGCCAUCCCCCCUAGAGACCCUUCCACUGUCCAGGUGGUCUCCCACCCCGUCCCUGGCCACACCCACGUACCUCAUGCAGACCUCUCUGAAGCAGUGCUGAACUUCAGCAGUGGCUGCCAUUCUCCUGACUGCUUGUGGCAUUUCAUGGUACCCACACUGGGCAUCUUAGGGACUGUGCUGCUCUCCUCUCUGAGGGGCUUUGUGUUAGCAUCCUGAUUGGUGACCAUCCUUGGAGAAGCAGGAGCAUCACACUAGAACAGCUGAAUGAUCAGAAUGUGGGCAGUUCAGAGAUCAGGGACAUUCUUCUUUCUACAAGACCUGUAACCCAAAGGUUAAACAAACAAAACAAAUGCAUGCUGUUUGUGAGUCUUGGGUGACUGCAUCUAUGAGGCACAUCUGAGAUGCUGUAAACCUUAUCCUGGGUGGCCAGGGCGGAACCAGUCUGAUUAAAGGGAUGAGCUCUGAAUACUCAGGCUGCUUGAUAACAAACAUUGGUAACAAUGUAACAACACUCUCUUGUAGGAACAAUGCAGGUGUCUUCACAGAUGCCUCGGCUGCCCCUCCCUCCCCUUUUGUGUACCUUGCCCUGAGAACCUUUUCUGCCUCUGAUCUAGUCCAGCCUUGGUACCAUCCAAGGAAAAGUCAGGGUUAGCCCCAAUUUGUGUCAGGUUCAGGAUGAAGAGUUAAGUGGCUCUUCCUGCAUGUUGCCCUGUCUCUGCCUGAGACCGUAUAGAACAAGCCAAAAGUAGCCUUUCCAGCCCUGAUGACCUGCACCUCAACUGUUUGUCCUACACAUAGACCCAACCACUAGCUAGAUGCAUGCGACGCUUAGCGCUAGCCAUUUGGUGUGGCUUCUAGCCCUCUACAGUGUCAUGAAGCUCAGGGUUAGAAUGGCGCACCUGAGAUGCCUGCUGCCUUCUUUCUAGAAACAUCUCUGGCCUAUGGGCCAGCCCCAAACCAAAGGCACCUGGGCCUGGGUGAGGGCACCCCUGACCUGCCUCAGGCCUUGUCCCAGAGUCUUGCCAUGGGGCUGUCAGGUGGGUGCUGACAUUCUCGCCCCAGAUCCCUGCAUACAGGGGCCAGGAUUUUAAAAUGCAGGUUGAGGCUUUGGGCCAUCUGCUUGGCUGACAGGGUGGACACAUAAAUCGAAUUUAUCACAGGCUUUUGAAAUUGGUUAAUCCAGGGGGACACGAUGGUAUUCUCCCAAACCAUUCCAGAAAGCAACCAACGAGAGCACUUUGCAGAGGCACCGGAGAUGGUGGCAUCCUCUCUCUCACAGACAGCGACCUGCGGAAACUGUGAACUUUGUACUGACAAGUCACCUGGAGGUUUCUUUUUCUCUGUAGCUUUUUUGGGUUUCUUUCUGUUGCAAACGUUCAUUCCUUACAGAAGCGGAACUGUGAAUGAGAUCCUGAAAUGCACUAAAUUGUAUUCUAUUAAAACUGGAGUUACUUGAUCCAA